Molecule: messenger RNA, 2847 nt
Organism: Falco peregrinus (peregrine falcon)
Lineage: Eukaryota; Metazoa; Chordata; Aves; Falconiformes; Falconidae
Gene: ITGA5
Product: integrin subunit alpha 5
Biological process (GO): cell-cell adhesion; cell-matrix adhesion; cell adhesion mediated by integrin
Cellular component (GO): integrin complex; external side of plasma membrane
Molecular function (GO): integrin binding
Source: RefSeq, a predicted model, not a curated record
GGGACUGGGAGCGGCACCGGGACGGGUCCGGGCACCCGAAGCGGCCCCGUCAGCCGGGACGGGGACGGGCACCGGGCACCGGGCACCGGCGUCAGCAUCCUGGUGGGUGCCCCCAAAGCCAACACGAGCCAGCCCAAUGUCACCCAGGGGGGGGCAGUCUACCACUGCCCCUGGCCCCCCGGUGAUGACUGCACCCCCAUCGACUUUGACCACAUCGGAGCCCGCACCCAUGACUUCGGGGGCAACAGCACAGAGACCCCCGACCCCCGUCGAGUUCAAGUCCUUGCAGUGGUUUGGGGCCACUGUGCGGGCACACAACGCCUCCAUCCUGGCCUGUGCCCCACUGUACAGCUGGAGCCCCCCCAAGGAGGAAGGGGGGGGACGGGAGCCAGUGGGCACCUGCUUCCUCUCCAUCGGCAACUUCUCUAAGUUUGUGGAGUAUGCACCCUGCCGCUCAGACCUGAACUCUGCAGCGGGGCAGGGCUACUGCCAGGGGGGCUUCAGCGCGGAGUUCACCCAGACAGGACGGGUGCUCUUGGGGGGGCCUGGCAGCUACUUCUGGCAAGGGCAGGUGAUGUCGGCGACGCAGGAGCAGAUCACAGCCUCCAGCUACCCAGAGUACUUCAUCCAGGAGGUGGCUGGGCAGCUCCAGACGCGCCAGGCAGCCCCCACACACGAUGACAGCUACAUGGGCUACUCCGUGGCAGUUGGCGAGUUCAGCGGGGACACAACACAAGAUUUUGUGGCUGGUGUCCCUAAGGGCAACCUCACCUAUGGCUACGUCACCAUCCUCAACGGCACCAACAUGAAGUCCCUCUACAACUUCUCAGGGGAGCAGAUGGCAGCAUAUUUCGGCUACGCAGUGGCAGCCACGGACGUGAACAACGACGGGCUGGCCGACCUGCUGGUGGGGGCUCCCCUCUUCAUGGCGCGGACAGGGGAGGGGCGCGUGCAGGAGGUGGGCAGGGUGUACCUGUACCUGCAGCUGCCCGGGGGGGCCCUGCCCACCCCCGCCAUGGCCCUCACCGGGCCCCAGGAGUUCGGGCGCUUCGGCAGUGCCAUCGCCCCCCUGGGGGACCUUGACCUGGACGGCUUCAACGACGUGGCGGUGGGGGCCCCACUGGGCACCGAGGGCCGGCAGGGGCUGGUGUACAUCUACAGCGGGCGGGGGGCUGGGCUGCACCCCCAGCCAGCCCAGGUGCUGCGGGGGCACUGGGCGCCUGGCCGGCACCCCGACUUCUUCGGAGCCGCCCUGCGUGGGGCCACGGACCUCGACGGCAACGGCUACCCAGACCUCCUCGUGGGUGCCUUUGGGGUGGAUACAGCCGUGGUGUACAGGGGCCGUCCCAUCGUCCACGCCAGCGCCAUGCUCAGCGUCUUCCCCACCAUGUUCAACCCGGAGGAGCGCAGCUGUGUCCUGGAGGGCACCGGCCUUCACGUCCCCUGCAUCAAUGUCAGCUUCUGCCUCAACGCCUCGGGACGUCACCUGCCCGGCCCCAUCGGGUUCACGGUGGAGCUGAGCAUGGAUGGGGCGAAGGCUGGUGGGGGGCGGCGGGCGCUGUUCCUCCCAGGGGGGCAGCCCACCCGCACCCUCACCCUGCCUGUCCCCAAUGGCGCCGGCACCCGCUGCCACACCAUGGCUGUCUUCCUGCGGAACGAGUCAGAGUUUCGGGAUAAGCUGUCACCCAUCGCUGUGGGGUUGAGCUUCGCUCUGGACCCCCACGCGCCCCCUGAUACCCAUGGGCUGCAUCCAGUCCUGGCUGCUCAUACCCACACCCGACUGGAGACCAAGGCUCACAUCCAGCUGGACUGUGGGGAGGACAACAUCUGCGUGCCUGACCUGCAGCUGGAGGCAUCUGCGGACCGCCACGCCGUCUACCUGGGAGACCGCAACAGCCUGAACUUGACCUUCAAUGCCCGCAACCAGGGCGAGGGGGGGGCUUACGAGGCCGAGCUGCACGUGCGCCCCCCUCCCCAUGCCCAGUACACCGGGGUGCUGCGCCCACAUGGGAACUUCUCUGCACUGAGCUGUGAGCUUGGGGUGGGCAACAACUCGAGCCCCCUCAUCUGCGACCUGGGCAACCCCAUGAAGGCGGGUGCCAGCAUCUGGGGGGGGCUGCGCUUCACUGUCCCCCACCUCAGUGACAGCAGCAAAAGCAUCCGCUUUGAGCUGCAGAUCCGCAGCAAGAACGCCAACAACUCGCAGAGCGAGGUGGUGACAGUGCCACUGGAGGUGCGGGCAGCCACCCGCCUCUCUGCCUUUGGGGUGUCACGGCCUGAUGUUGUCAUUGUCCCUGAGGGGGGCUGGACACCUGAGCAGCCACCCCGGCAGCUGCAGGACCUGGGGCCGCCCGUGGAGCACAUCUAUGAGGUAGUGAACGAGGGUCCCAGCGCCAUCAGCCACGGCACCCUGGAGCUGAGCUGUCUGAGCUACCGGGGCCACCCCCUCCUCUAUGUCACUGGCCACUCGGGACCCCGCAACUGCUCCACCAGUCACCCUCUGGACAACCUGCGCCUGGCGGAGCAGGAGCAGAGCCCUGAGGCACACGGGCCUGCAGCGCCGGGACACAGGGGACGUGGUCACCAGGGACACGCGGGGCAGCAGCCCCCCUGCACCCCCCUACACCCUGGGGUGCCCCGAGGCCGAGUGCUUCCGCCUGAGCUGCCCCAUGGGGGGGGCUGGAGAAGCAGCAGCGGGUGAGCCUGCGCCUGGCCUUCCGUCUCUGGGCCCCCUCCCUGCGGCAGCGGGAGACGCGGGUGCAGGCGCUACAUUGUGAGGCUGAGUACCGGGUGCUGCGGCUGCCGUACCGCAUCUGGCCCCAGCACUACCCCAGCCAGCGCCUACAG